Messenger RNA from Rhagoletis pomonella (apple maggot), 927 nucleotides. RefSeq names its product DNA-directed RNA polymerase III subunit RPC8-like. The record is from RefSeq and is a predicted model, not a curated record. Gene Ontology annotation, cellular component: RNA polymerase III complex. The coding region runs from base 152 to 895 and encodes 247 amino acids. The transcript has 3 exons. Gene Ontology annotation, biological process: transcription initiation at RNA polymerase III promoter; DNA-templated transcription. Lineage: Eukaryota; Metazoa; Arthropoda; Insecta; Diptera; Tephritidae.
AAUCAAAACAAAACAGCGAAUGACAUUCAGAUCAGCUGUUUGUAACACGCCAGAGAAUGGAAUGUGAGUUUCAAGUAAAAUGUUUGCCAUUCUUUGCUAAUAAAUAAAAGUAUCUAUACAUCCGGCUUUAAAAUCACAAAGUGAUAUCCAAAUGUUUGUGCUUGCUGAAUUGAAAGAUACCAUUCGUAUAGCGCCAGAUCAAUUUCAUUUGAAAUUGGUUGAAGCGAUACGAGACGAAAUCAACAGGAAGUUGGCCAAUAAGGUUCUGCUGAAUCUAGGCCUCUGCAUUGCGCUCAAAGACAUCGUAUCGCUCAAAGAUUCCAUUAUACUGCCUGGCGAUGGCGCUUCACAUACCGAAGUUCUCUUCCGCUACAUCGUCUUUCGGCCAACUAUUGGCAGCAUACUUACAGGCAAAAUACGUAGCUGUAGUCGAGAAGGUGUACAUGUAACACUUGGUUUCUUUGAUGAUAUACUCAUACCACCAUCCGCUUUACAACAUCCUUCACGUUUUGAAGAAGCCGAACAAGCCUGGGUAUGGGAAUACCCUUUGGAAGAUAGUGCUAAGCACGAUUUAUUCAUGGAUAUAGGUGAACCGAUAAAAUUUCGUGUAUCACGUGAAAUUUUCGAAGAAAGCUCACCAAUAGGUCCUCCUAAAACAGAUGCUCAGCAAGCAAGCACAUCGGCAGCAGCUUCGGCAGCGGCGGCAGCGUCAACACAGCAAUCUGAAGUAAAGACGCCUUAUAGAAUUAUUGCUGCCAUUAAUGAAUCUGGAUUAGGCGUUCUAUCUUGGUGGGAUCAACAAACACAGGGUGGAGAUGAGGGUGACGAAAACGAAGAUGAGGAUAAUGUGGAAUAUGAAAAUGACGAAGAUGGCGAGGGUGCUUAUGAGGAAUGAAAUAAAUGUUUGUUUUACCAGCCAAAUUAUAA